This is a messenger RNA of Owenia fusiformis, 474 nucleotides long. The record is from the annotation of a GenBank genome assembly. NCBI's taxonomy places the organism in Eukaryota, Metazoa, Annelida, Polychaeta, Sabellida, Oweniidae.
CUCAGAUCUUCAAUACCCAGAAGGCAGUGAACCUGUGGAAUAUGAAGACACCCAGCAGAAAGCCACAGAGGCUGACCAGAUCGUUCCUGCUUUUGAUGAGCCACGGCAGACACCUGUUGAGGAAGCCAUUCCAGUUGAUGAGCAAAUGGUCCAGGAAACUGCCCCACAGCCUGAAGAAGACGCACCACGUGAGGACAUACCAUUGGAGGAAGAACGACCUGUUGAAGUUGAGGAAGUUCAGAAACCAACUGAGGAACAAGAACAAGUUGUUCCUGAACCACAAGAGCCAUUUAUUGAAACAGAAACUAUCACUGGUGAACCAGAAACUGAAACAUUUGAAGAUGAAUUUGAAGAAACAUUACCUGAUGGAACAGUAGUAACUCGAAAAGUCACACGCACAAGGACAGUGACUAAAGUAACGCAACGAACCACAAUGGAAGGAUUUGAAGAUCAGUUUGAACCAGAAAGACCAGU